Molecule: messenger RNA, 1684 nt
Organism: Maniola jurtina (meadow brown)
Lineage: Eukaryota; Metazoa; Arthropoda; Insecta; Lepidoptera; Nymphalidae
Product: spermine oxidase-like
Exons: 8
Coding region: 94-1545 (483 amino acids)
Molecular function (GO): polyamine oxidase activity
Source: RefSeq, a predicted model, not a curated record
GCACUCUUUGAUAUAAACAUUUCAACAUUGAGAUAAGGGCAUCACAUCAAAAUAUAAAUAUUUCUAUGGAUAACAGUCGUCUUGAUUGCGAUCAUGGAUAGACGUCUUUUGUGGAUAUCCCUGGCAUCCAUUUUAGGACAGGCCACAUGUUUAUUAUCAGUUUCACCUCAGUCAUAUGACACUAUAGUCAUAGGACUGGGUUCAGCGGGCACCACAGCUGCGUCUACGUUAGCCAGAGCUGGUAAAAGAGUGCUGGCUUUAGAAGCGCAAGACAGAAUCGGUGGAAGGGUGUGGACUGUGCCCUUUGGAGAUGGAAUUGUGGAGGUUGGAGGCGAAUGGAUUCAUGGCACAGAGAACAGUAGUGUCUACGAACAGGCCGUCAAGAACAACAUAACGACUUUACUACAAGAGUCAACGUUUAAAGUGUACAAGUCCGAUGGUAGCGAGGGCAGCACGGAGCUGAUGAAGGAGCUGGUGUACUUCUGUUUGGACGCUCAGGAGGAUCCGCCGGAGACUCCUCAGACGAUUGGGAAGUUUUUGACCAGAAAAUUGAAAGAAUACCUCAAAGACAAGCAUCCAGACCUUCUGGAAGACCAGGCUUUCCUGAACGAGUUCCUGGACAUCAUGAACUAUAUCAUUAACAGUCUAGAAGCUUCUAACGACUGGGACGACGUGAGCUUGCAGUCGACCUAUGAAGAUCUUGGCGGGCCCAAGACUAUGAGCUGGCAUCGACAUGGAUACAAGACUUUCUUUGAACUAUUGUUGAACACAUACAACAACGGUCCAGGUUUGCCAACCUUAGAAAUAAAACUGAACACGGAGGUGACACAAAUAAAAUGGCCGAAGGACUCGACGGGUAAAGUGGAGGUUGUCUGCAAAGAUGGCACCGUAUAUACAGCUGAUAAUGUCAUAGUUACCGUGUCACUUGGAGUAUUGAAAGAAAGAUACUCAACCCUUUUUUCACCACCGCUUCCCGAAGACAAAGUUACCGCCAUAGACAAAAUAGGCAUUGGCGUGGUGGGGAAGACCAUCUUCUCAUUCCCAGAACCAUGGUGGCCUGAUGUGAACAUGUUUAUGUUCUUCUGGAAUGCUGAGGAUCGGGAGGCGUAUAAACAGGACCCAUGGAUGUUGAAGAUUAAACAAAUAUUUAGGCCUAUGGGAUCGAGUAAUACUUUAACUUUGUGGGCCAAUGGGGAUGAAGCUAAACUGAUAGAAACACUGCCAGAGGAUGUUGUGAAGAGUAAAAUGAUGCAACUUUUGCAAAAGUUCAUGGGCAAAAAUGUGACUAUACCAGAACCAACUGGUAUGAUAAGGUCUCAAUGGUAUUCCAACCCUUUCACACGUGGCUGCUACUCCCAUGACACAGUUCCUCAAAUGGUGGAGUGCCCAAACGCUCGAGAGACGCUAGCGGAGCCCCUACUGGACUCUGAAGGGAGCCCUAAGGUGCUGUUUGCUGGCGAGGCCACGGAGUCCAAACGGCACGCCACGGUGCAUGGUGCUAGUGACUCAGGGAUGAGAGAGGCGAGGAGAUUGUUGAUGACAUAAGCCUUAAGUCUUAAAGUGCAUGACUCGGGCCUGCCCGCGAAAUUCAAAUUUUAUUUGGUAUUUCACAAUUUGUUAGCUAAUACGACAAAGUAGGCUUAUGGCGUUCUAAUUGCGCCAAUGGCAGUAUCAUUCCUACAUG